Molecule: messenger RNA, 1057 nt
Organism: Nannospalax galili (Upper Galilee mountains blind mole rat)
Lineage: Eukaryota; Metazoa; Chordata; Mammalia; Rodentia; Spalacidae
Product: keratin-associated protein 12-2-like
Exons: 2
Coding region: 278-853 (191 amino acids)
Cellular component (GO): keratin filament
Source: RefSeq, a predicted model, not a curated record
GGGCUGGCAGCUGGACUGUUGGCAGCAGGAGGAAGACCCACAGCAGACCGGCUCACAGCAGACAGCUCUGAGACCCCAGAAGACAAGCAGAUGAAGGCACUCAUGGCGUUCAGCCUCCUGUGUUCUGCAGACCCUUCCCAACCGUGGGGAAGUGGUCUUUGCGUCUUUGCGGUUAUGUGAGGACCAUCAUCCUACAGGAAGGCUCAUCGGGACUCCUGGAUCUUUCAGUCACACAGGAGGAACUCAGGAAGUGAUGAGGCAUGACAGAACCUAGACGAUGCCAGGAGAGGAGGCAGGAGCCAGCUGUGGCAGGAGCUGGAGCAGGUGCAUUAGUCACCAAGCUGAGGUCAAACAAAAACAGAAACACGGGCACAGCACAGCCAGCCUGGGAAAACAGAGGAAGCAAACCAGGAAGACAGCUGCAUUCUGGGUAGCUGGGACCUGGACUGGGUAUAAAAGCCGCCCUGGGAAGGAGCUCCAGACAUCCUCACCCUCCUCCAGACCAGCCAGCCCCACCACCAUGUGCAACACCAGCUGCUCCUCAGGCUGCCAGCCAGCCUGCUGUGUGCCUGUGAGCUGCAGGCCCGCCGUGUGCAUUCCUGUGAGAUGCCAAGUGGCCUGCUGUGUGCCUGCAAGCUGCAGGCCCACUGUGUGCGUGGCCCCCUCCUGCCAGUCCUCUGUGUGUGUACCCGUGAGCUUCAGGCCCUCCUGCCAGUCCUCUGUGUGUGUGCCCGUGAGCUGCAGGCCCACUGUGUGCGUGGCCCCCUCCUGCCAGUCAUCGGGAUGCUGCCAGCCGUCCCGCCCCACCCUGGUCUGCAGACCUGUCACCUGCAGCACCUCCUCCUGCUGCUGACCAGCGUCUGCAAACCAGAUCUGCAGAUGGAUGCUCUUGUCCUGUCCAACCCUGUUCUUCUUGACCUUGGGUUCAGCAUGAGGCAGGUGGGAAGCAUGCCCAGCCCUCCCUAGAGCUGGGAAGAGAACACGAGAGAGAAUGAUCCGGAUCCCCUGUCCUGCCUAUCUCCUAAGGAUGUCCUGGCUCCAGGGUCCUUCUCUAACC